UUCAGGAUCAGAACUGAUAACGUGUCGUAGUCACGUGUUCCGGGCAGCUGACUGUGACGUCACAAAGCAAGAUGGCGAGCUGGGACAGAGAUCAUGACUCAGUGGAUGACAUGCUGGAUGCUAAAAACAAACGUUUGGCUGAGAACCUGGCCACCAAAGUCUCCAGACUGAAAUCUCUGGCGUAUGACAUCGACAGAGAGGUUGAUGAUCAGAACGACUACCUGGACGGCAUGGACUCAAAUAUGAUGAGUGCAACAGGGCUGCUGACCGGAAGCGUGAAGCGUUUCUCCACAAUGGUUCGAUCCGGCAGAGACAACCGCCGCCUCCUCUGCUACGUUUCCUUGGGGCUGGUUCUCAUCUUCUUCAUGCUCUACUACCUGGUUUCCAGGAUCCAGCGGUGAUUUCAGAAAAACCUUCUCAGCCAGAGACCUACGGAUGAUGUGAAGCUGAAUCUAUAGAGUAUAGAUCCAAGUUUACAUGCAAGGAAGAGGAGUUUUCUUCGAAUCCCCAAUGGAAGGAACGCCAGACUGAUAAUCAGAGAGGUGUAGAGAACUCCACUGAUGUUGUGGAAACAAAAACCUUACCUUCACUAAAACCCUUCUUGUUCCAACUUGGGGACACCUCACAAGAAAAGAUCAGCUCUGCAGCACAGGGGAAGUCAAAGUUUCUGAGCCAAACAAAAAAUUAUAAAUUGGCAUCACAUGUCAAUGAUGCUGACAGUUACAUACAAGUGACCCCAGACUAUGUCUCCAUUAAAAAUCUACAACAACUGAA
This is a messenger RNA of Oryzias latipes (Japanese medaka), 774 nucleotides long. It is a transcript of the gene bet1l, whose product is annotated as Bet1 golgi vesicular membrane trafficking protein-like. Lineage: Eukaryota; Metazoa; Chordata; Actinopteri; Beloniformes; Adrianichthyidae. The record is from RefSeq and is a predicted model, not a curated record.